Messenger RNA from Geodia barretti, 3558 nucleotides. The record is from the annotation of a GenBank genome assembly. NCBI's taxonomy places the organism in Eukaryota, Metazoa, Porifera, Demospongiae, Tetractinellida, Geodiidae.
UCAGAUUUUUAUAGAAGUGAACUCCUUUUACAACAAAGGGGGUUGAUGAAUGAGACAGAUAAGAUGCCAUGGAAGUAAAGACUGAGAAAUCAGUUGAUACACAAAUACAUCGUCGAGUGUAAGUGUAUGUACCUAUGUCACGGACAAAAUUGAAAAAUAUAUCCCUAUGAGUCUAUGGUGGUGAAAGUUGGUGAACUGGUGAUGAAAAUGAUCACUCUCCCUCCUCAUCGUCCGAAGACUCUUCGGAUGCAGUCUGUAACCACUCUAUCACAGGUUUGACUACCUUCAGAACCUCCAGCUUUUUGGGCAAAUCGCCUGCGGACGACGAGUAGCGCUUGUGCCACGAGAGAAUGACGCUCUCUUCCAGUAUGUCCCGGUUAUAGAACAGGAGUACGAGUCGGGCCAGGUUUGCGAGGACUGCCCCCUGUUUCUCUGCACAGUCUGCGAGCGUCUCAGCUACGCUCAUCUGGAGACUCUGGUCCCGGAUGUAGUGCUGGAGGAGAGACGUGAAGAAAUUCACGGCCGACUUGAUGUAGGUCAUUGUGUCUGGUUGUGAUUGUAGGUUCCCUGUCGGGGCUCCAGUGGAUGAGGGCGUGGUGGAACGACGCGGCCCUUCCAUUAUUGCCCUAACGAUGGCGAGGGGCACGUCGUGGAUGGGGAUGUUGUAGGCGUGUUUCGCGGCGUUGAUCAUCAGAAUGGUAUUGUCGGUGUUGACUUUCUCGGCCAGUCCGGAGCGAAUGAGGUCGAUGAUCUCGUUGUAGAAGAGGAGAUUGUCUAAGUCGGCUCCCUCCGAGAACUGGUGGGAGGGCUGGGCGGGGCCGGGGGAGGAGUCUCGGGAGCUCCCAGAGCUGCUCUCUCCACCGCUGGACUCUGCCUCAUCAGCCGGCCACUCCUCCACCGCAAACUGCUCCGAUUCCUCGUCUUCUUCCACUGUUGUUGGUGGGUGCCAGAGGAAGCCACGCCCCUCCCGACCCACCUCGGUCGGGUUGCUGUCCUCUGUGGGACUCUUCUGGGUGACCUCCGCGACCUUUACCCCCUCAUCCCCCCACUCCCCCUCGUCAUCUCCGGGGACACCCGAGUCUCUACUAGUCGUUAUCUUAGACCCUCUCUUCACCGUAAACUGUGGACCUACGAUUACACCAUAGGACAGCACACAUCCUGCCUCCACCACCACGUUGGACUUGACGUACACACUAUCGCAGAGAAUGGAGCGGUACACCUUUGAGCCUCGCUCUAUGACGCAGUUGUCCCAUAUGUAAGCACCCUCUAUGACCACAUUGUCUCCUAUCCUGCAAUUGUGCCCUAUAGACGACUGCGUGAUGUGCGUGCUCACCCCGACGGAAGUAUUCCGACCGAUGACUACGUCCUCGUGCAGCUCGCACCCAAAUGCCAGCGACACAUUUGUGUUGAGGUAUAUGUUACGUCGCCCGUACGAACAUGCCUCGUCUGUGUUAUCCGGGACCAGGGGGUAUACCCAGCGAUGGAUGACGUCUUUGCUGAUGGCGUCGUACGUGCUGAAAUUGCAGACGCGUGCAGCGUACUGGUCGGAGAUGACGUGUGUGUAGAUGUGGUUCCCGAGGAUGUCCUCGUUCAUGAGGAUGCCCCUGAUGAAAUGAUGUCGUGUCUGGUAGUCAAAGUUGUCCGAAAACAACUGGGGGACCGUUGGGGAACAGAUGCUGAUGUGGCAGUCCAGGAGGUCGUAGCGGACCUCUAUCUCGCGGUGGUCAUCAAGCAGACUCAGAGGGAUGUUCAGUCGACGCUGUUUCCUCGGUUUCUCGCAGUGAAGCAGCUGACCGUCGGCGGAGUUGGUGCAGAUUAGAAUAUCGUCUUCGGUGCUGCGGGUGCGGUGUUUCGGCUGGGCCUUCUUGUAGACGCAGGUCAUGACCAGCAUCUUGUCUUUCUUCUUGAGCUCCCUGUGCCUCUGUACCACCUCCUGGAGCUGCAUAUUGGACACAAGGUCUCCUGAGACCAGGACAAAAUCCGUGCGGACGAGGGAUUGAGCAUCGAUAUCCCUCAGAGCGUCGCCCACGGAAGGGCAAGCCUCGGAUUUGAUGAUACGGAGUUUGACCGGCGAGGUGGGUUUCAUCCAGUGAGACGCUCCAGGUGAGCUCGUACGGCCUCCGCACGCGUGCAGCAGUAGACGAAGAUCUCCUGGACUCCGGCCACGGCCAGGAACUCCACCGUGUAAUCGAUGAGCGGGCGGUUCACCAGUGGGAGGAGGGCUCGCGGCUGCUCGAUUGUGACGGGAAGAAAGCGGUAGUUGAAGCUGUCGGCGAUGACAACCGCCUGAAUGGCGUCCUCCGCCGCCUCGACUCUGUCGCUGCUCAUGGCUGCAGUUUCCCGCGCCCACCAGUGCACGAAGGCGCAGUGCUGGAGGUCCGCCUAUGUAGCCAUCGAGGAGUGGAUAUUGGAGGCUUGAGCUGAGCCCUGUCGCUGGAAGACGGAGAGCUGCAGUAGAGCACACGUUGCUACAGUUGCAUGUGAUAGUCGCGUGAUUAGAGGUCAAAGAUCACAAAAAUCGAGCGAAAUUUGGAUGCAGGAUGGAGAGGAUGGAAGAGAAGCAUCGUCUUGUAAGGGAGUGGCUGGAGAGUGUGUUUGCCGGGGAGGAGGUCCCAGAGUAUGAGAUAACUCCGGGGACAGUGGAGGAGCUGUGGCAGCUGGCCACUGCCUCCAGGGAGAAGGAGAGGAGGUUGAAGACCAUAGUUGAAGACACGGAGCAAAAGGCACAUGAGUAUGAAGCAGAGAGUGAGAGGUUGGAGAGAGUGGUGGAGUGGGUGGGUGUGGGGAUGUCAGACCUCUCAGAGUCAGCCACCAGGUGUGUCCAGACAAAUCGCUAUGAAACUACACUAUUAAUGCCUGUUCCCUCCAGCCUCUGUCUGGCUCUGAGUGAGCUGUUGGAGAGACAGGCAGCCGUGUCAGUGAGGGAGGGAGAGGUGGAGAGGGAGAGGGAGAGGAGGGAGGAGGAACUAAGACACUCAGUCGUCACACAGGCCACCCAGAAACAGGCCCUGACAGAGUUCUCACAGCAGCUCAGCUCUGAUACCAAGUCUGUCACCAACCAGAAGAAGAGUGCCGAGUUCUUUGCCAAGAAAUCAAACCAGUACCAGAAACUCAUCUCCUCCAUGAAGGCAGAGCUUCAACAGGCUGGCUACACUGACAAUCUCAGUCAUGCAGCUCUACUACAGACAGCAAGGAGAUACAGGAUUUGGAGUCACAACUUGAGCCUCUCAAGACACAGCUCUCCAGCUUCCAGGGACUGCCACCUGUAUGUCUCCAUGUUACUACCUAAUUUGUAACACACGUGCACAAAACGUCAUCUUGCGUGUCUUGUGUUUGGGCAUGCAGGAUCUUGAUCUGGCCAAAGUAAAGGUGGAGGGAGCAAAGAGACAACUCGUACGACUGGAAGUAGAGCUGUCGCGAUGUCUGGAUCUGGUGCAUACUGAGAAAUGAACACACGUUUCAUGAUCACUGACUAGCAAUGUGGUCUAUAAAUAAUUAUCUAUGCAUAUUUGUCACAACAAUGAAAAGCACUAAAGUGCAAACCCUCAGAUCUGACUG